Molecule: messenger RNA, 3807 nt
Organism: Echinops telfairi (small Madagascar hedgehog)
Lineage: Eukaryota; Metazoa; Chordata; Mammalia; Afrosoricida; Tenrecidae
Gene: PTCHD1
Product: patched domain containing 1
Exons: 3
Coding region: 1-2370 (789 amino acids)
Biological process (GO): chemical synaptic transmission; cognition
Cellular component (GO): plasma membrane; synapse
Source: RefSeq, a predicted model, not a curated record
AUGAAGGUCGAAGAGUUAGAGUACCGUCCCAGCAGGGCAGAACUUCCACCAAUGUUGCAUGCUGCUGUGACCAGGAUCCAGGUUCCAAGGCCUGGUUUUAAUUACACGUUCGCCCACAUAUGUGUCCUGAAUAACGAUAAGACUUGCAUCGUGGAUGACAUAGUGCAUGUCCUGGAGGAGCUAAAGAAUGCCCGGGCCACCAACCGGACCAAUUUUGCUAUCACGUAUCCAAUCACUCACUUAAAGGAUGGGAGGGCAGUGUACAAUGGGCACCAGCUUGGGGGUGUCACCGUGCACAGUAAAGACCGGGUGAAAUCCGCAGAGGCUGUCCAGCUCACCUACUACCUGCAGUCCAUCAACUCUCUCAACGACAUGGUGGCCGAGAGGUGGGAGUCCAGCUUCUGCGACACUGUCCGACUGUUCCAGAAAUCCAACAGCAAAGUCAAAAUGUACCCUUACACGUCCACCUCACUGAGGGAAGAUUUCCAGAAGACCAGCCGCGUGUCGGAACGGUACCUGGUCACCAGCCUGAUCCUGGUGGUCACCAUGGCCAUCCUCUGCUGCUCGAUGCAGGACUGUGUCCGCAGCAAGCCCUGGCUCGGCCUGCUUGGAUUGGUGACCAUAAGCCUGGCCACUCUCACCGCAGCCGGGAUCAUCAAUCUCACAGGUGGGAAAUACAAUUCCACCUUCCUGGGAGUUCCUUUCGUCAUGCUAGGUCAUGGAUUAUCUGGAACCUUCGAAAUGCUAUCCUCCUGGAGGAAAACGAGAGAAGACCAACACGUGAAAGAGAGAACUGCCGCCGUCUACGCUGACUCCAUGCUCUCCUUUUCUCUCACCACUGCCAUGUACCUGGUCACCUUUGGCAUAGGGGCCAGCCCGUUCACGAACAUCGAGGCCGCCAGGAUUUUCUGCUGCGAUUCCUGCAUUGCAAUCUUCUUCAACUACCUCUAUGUACUCUCGUUUUAUGGUUCCAGCCUGGUGUUCACUGGCUACAUAGAAAACAAUUACCAGCAUAGCAUCUUCUGUAGAAAAGUCCCAAAGCCCGAGGUGUUACAGGAGAAGCCGGCCUGGUACAGGUUUCUCUUGACAGCCAGAUUCAGCGAGGAAACAACUGACGCUGAAGAAGCGAACACGUACGAGAGUCACCUAUUGGUAUGUUUCCUCAAACGCUAUUACUGUGACUGGAUAACCAACACCUAUGUCAAACCUUUUGUAGUUCUCUUUUACCUUAUUUAUAUUUCCUUUGCCUUAAUGGGCUAUCUGCAGGUCAGUGAAGGGUCAGACCUUAGUAACAUCGUAGCAACUGCAACGCAAACCAUUGAGUACACUACUGCCCAGCAAAAGUACUUUAGCAACUACAGUCCGGUGAUUGGGUUCUACAUCUAUGAGUCCAUCGAGUACUGGAACGCGAGUGUCCAAGAAGACGUCCUAGAGUACACCAAGGGCUUCGUGCGGAUAUCCUGGUUUGAGAGCUACUUAAAUUACCUUCGGAAGCUCAACGUGUCCACUGGCUUGCCUAAGAAAAACUUCACAGAUAUGUUGAGGAAUUCCUUCCUGAAAGCCCCUCAAUUUUCACAGUUUCAAGAGGACAUCAUCUUCUCUAAAAAGUACAACGAUGAGGUCGAUGUGGUAGCUUCCAGAAUGUUCUUGGUGGCCAAGACGAUGGACAGCAACAGAGAAGAACUCUAUGAUCUCCUGGAGACCCUGAGGAGACUUUCUGUCACCUCCAAGGUGAAGUUCAUAGUCUUCAACCCGUCCUUCGUGUACAUGGACCGAUAUGCCUCCUCUCUGGGAGCCCCCCUGCACAACGCCUGCAUCAGUGCUUUAUUCCUGCUCUUCUUCUCGGCAUUCCUGGUGGCAGAUUCUCUGAUUAACGUCUGGAUCACGCUCACGGUUGUGUCCGUGGAGUUUGGCGUCAUAGGGUUCAUGACAUUAUGGAAGGUCGAACUGGACUGCAUUUCUGUGCUCUGCUUAAUUUAUGGAAUUAACUAUACAAUUGACAAUUGUGCUCCACUGUUAUCCACCUUUGUUCUGGGCAAGGAUUUCACAAGAACUAAAUGGGUAAAAAAUGCCCUGGAAGUGCAUGGGGUAGCGAUUUUACAGAGUUACCUCUGCUAUAUUGUUGGUCUGAUUCCUCUCGCAGCUGUGCCUUCAAAUCUGACCUGUACACUGUUCAGGUGCUUGUUUUUAAUAGCAUUUGUCACCUUCUUUCACUGCUUUGCCAUUUUACCUGUGAUACUGACUUUCUUGCCACCCUCAAAAAAAAAAAGGAAAGAGAAGAAAAAUCCGGAAAACCGGGAGGAAAUUGAGUGUGUCGAAAUGGUGGAUAUUGAUAGCACCCGAGUGGUUGACCAAAUUACAACAGUGUGAUAGUGUCUGCUUGUUAUAUUUUCACCCUGGGUCUUAUCAAAAGCAAAGAGAUUAUGUUAAUGAAAUAAUGAAAAUAAAAAUUUGUUCUUUUUUUUUUUAAAGGUACGAAACAGGCACUCCUAAACGAGCAAAGGACAAAGGGGAGAGAUUGGGCAUGGCGUGCUUUCAAUCUUUCAAACCAAACAGGGAUGUAUGAGAGAGCUUGUGCAAACUACACAGACACCCACACACCGACCCUAGGAGACAUCUAGUCUCUUACACUAAGUUCAAAACAAAAAGAGCCGAGUAGCAAGCAGGACCCUAUUCUAUCCACACUGAAGAUGCUGCUGUUCUGACAAAGCCUACUGAAUACAAGGCCAACUGUCAAAGUAGAAAUAGCUUUAAGUGUUGUUCAAACAAACCCUGUCAGUGUCAGCCACUGCAUUUAGCUCUCCAAGAUCCUGGGGAGAUGAUUGUGCAAGUUUUGACCAACACAAACAAAGCCAGACCCUCAGAAGCAGACAUGCAGAAGGGCCCAUCAUCCCUGGACUGAAAUUGAGUCACCCUCACAUUCACCCAGGUGAGAGUUUUGUUGUCUCCAAUGUAUGUAUGUUCCCCUACCAACAUCAGGUUCAGCACACCUUUGGUUACUACACCAAUUUAAACGAACGACAGUCCGGGCAGUACAGAGUCCAUUUUGGAAUAGCUUGUUGCUUGUCACUGAAAGCGUCUGCUGUAUUAGUUACAGCUCUUGGCAGGAGGCUCCUCGUCUCCAGAACCAGGGAGCCAGACCCAAAUACCUGGCAGGAUGGAGGAGAAGCAGGUGCUGUGGUGAACCCUGAGACAGCAUCUCCAUUUGAAGAGAAAAAUAAAAUAAAAAUCUGGCCAGCUGGGACAGCUGUUGGUAGUUUGGCCCUACAAACUUUUUGCAUGGAUGCCCAGAAACAACAUCUGCCCACACAGAGCUGAGGAAGGGGAAAUGAACACUGAAUUGGUGCCUUGCCAUCGCUUCCUGCUGACAGGCAUACCUGCUAAGAACUGUGAGUGGGCUAAGAGGCUGAGCUGGACCGUGACUUCUGGCCUGAGCAACUUCGUAGACUUGCAAGGUGAACAAGGGCUGACUGAAGGGGAGCUGAAUGGAAAUGACGGGGAAAGGAAUCACCAAUACAAUGCACCGGCAAUCCAACUUUCUGGGUGUCUUUUUUACAGCUUUAUUCCCAGCAUAACUGGCUGACCUUCCACUUCCUGUCUCCACAUCCUCGCCUCCUCCUGACAUCCUGUGGGUGUCCUCUUACUUGACUGUAUGCCCCUCCUGGACAUGAAGAACUCGAUAUGUUUCUGCGGCUGCCCUGCAGUGCCUAUAGGGGAAGAGUUCGUGGAUCUAAAUCAUACGUUUCCCAUUUAUUUGGCCUACCACUCCCUUUUCAGGGAACAAAAAUUUACUCAGCGGCCUCCACC